Centropristis striata (black sea bass) is the source of this 1006-nucleotide messenger RNA. RefSeq lists its product as uncharacterized. The transcript has 6 exons. NCBI's taxonomy places the organism in Eukaryota, Metazoa, Chordata, Actinopteri, Perciformes, Serranidae. Gene Ontology annotation, molecular function: adenine phosphoribosyltransferase activity. The coding region runs from base 142 to 741 and encodes 199 amino acids. The record is from RefSeq and is a predicted model, not a curated record.
CUGUGGACAUUUUUGCGCAAAAGGUGCCGUUGAGCAUGUUGAACAUUUCUUUGCUCUCCUUCUCUGCGUCCAAAGCGAGGCUCAGGAAGUCGCCCUUGACGAAGUUUCUGUCCAGCACAGACGUGAAGUGUUGUUUUUCAAAUGGACGUGCUGGCCGCUCCUGCAGACAGACAUAAAGGAUGGUACCUUUCUCUGAUGGCACCCAACACAAAAGGACCAACGUUUGCCUGGCUGGACCCGUCCAGACUCUACUGCAACUCCCAGGCUCUUGCAGACUGUGUCAAAGACCUUCUCAGUCCAUUCCAAAGCGACACCAUUGACCUGGUUGCCGGGAUAGAUGCAAUGGGAUUCAUUCUAGGUGCGUCUGUUGCUACCACACUUGGAAAAGGUUUUUUGGCUGUCCGCAAAGCAGGACAUCUGUGUGUCGCAACCCAAAACCAAAACUACAUUGACUACUCAGGCAGAGAAAAGACUAUGGAAGUAAGGCUGGAUGUGCUAAAACCAGGUAUGAAGGUGCUGUUAGUGGACCAGUGGAUAGAGACUGGAGGCACCAUGAAGGCUGCCAUCCAGCUGGUGGAGAAUUUUGGAGCCAGUGUCGCAGGUGUAGCAACUGUGGCCAUCGAGAACACUGAGGGAGGAAAGUGGAUUAAAGAAAAUUACAAAUUCUCCCACUGCAUCCCCGAAGAGCUCCAGAGCCAAAUCGACAGGAAGGCUCUUGAUUCCUUCAAAAGCUUCAACUGAAGAAAAAAAAACAACUUAUCUUGCAACUUCCGUAAAGUAGAAAAGGUGAAUAGUGAUACUUUCUAUGGCUGAAAAUGUAGUUUUAUCUAGGUUGUAUAUUAUACAUUAAUAGUUAAAACCAAGUUCUUUUAAAUCACAAGCUAUACUGUAAAUCCAGCUCAAUAACUGUUCUUUUCCACAACACACUAAAACGAUUUUUUUUAUUACAUGUAAAACAUACCAUGAGAAAUUGUAAAAACAAUAAAUGAUUAAAUAUUCGUACACA